Messenger RNA from Caenorhabditis elegans, 1113 nucleotides. It is a transcript of the gene sre-12, whose product is annotated as Serpentine receptor class epsilon-12. Gene Ontology annotation, cellular component: membrane. The record is from RefSeq and is marked reviewed. The transcript is spliced from 6 exons. Bases 4 to 1029 code for a protein of 341 amino acids. NCBI's taxonomy places the organism in Eukaryota, Metazoa, Nematoda, Chromadorea, Rhabditida, Rhabditidae. Gene Ontology annotation, biological process: sensory perception of chemical stimulus.
UCAAUGCUGCUCCUCCAUUACUUCAAUUUGUCACAUUUUCAAGUCAAUGAUCAUUUCUACCCACAUAUGAGAAAUUUUCUUUAUGGAGAAACUGCGUUCUACGUUGCUGAUACAAUAAACAUGAUGUUUUAUAUAUGGGUGUUAUUCUCAGCUCAACAGUUUCAUUUCAACUUUACUUUGGUCUCUGGAACACAAUAUGUUAUUCAUUUCUUUGACAACCUUGCAAUUAUAGUAAUGCGUCUUCAUUCUUUACUUGGUUUUACGGACGAUUUUGAUAUUGGUUCAAACGUUGUUUUUAACGGCGCUAUGACUUUUUCGGUGUAUUGUAUUGUAGCUGCAAUGUGCUCACUGCCGUUUUCAAUUCUGGAACGUUGUUUUGCCACCCGGUACCUGAAAGACUAUGAAGCAAAUAGUCGAGCUUACAUUUCAUAUGCUCUGGUUUUUCUCUUGAAUUUUAUUGGUAUUAUCGGCGCAAUCCUUUUGCAGAAUAAAAACAAUACAAUAUUUGUGGUUGCAUUUUUGAUGAUCUUAAAUUUGUUUGCUUUAUUAACUAAUCAGUUUCUUCGAACGUGGAACUUGAAAAAGUACGAAGAGUGUCACAGCAACGUUUCAAUUCGAUUCCAACGAGGUGGAAAGUACUCAUUGGCAAAACGAUUUCAAAUUUCUGAAAACAUAAAAUCGUUACAUAUGUUAAACUUUAUCAUUUUGUACAUGGGGUUUAUGAAUGUUUGUCUUGUCAUUAGCGUCCUCUUUUCAAGCUUCGACAUCUCGCCCGAACGCCAAGCAAUUUGUUCUCUGGCUCUUGACGCGAGUAUAUUUUUCUACAGUUUCGCUAUUCCACAGAUCAUGACGUGUUUCUGUCACAAAUGGAAGGUUCAGACAAACACGUUCAGGAUCCGGAUAGGUUGCUUGAGAACUGGAAAAGUCAAUCUGGAACCAUUGAGAGAUACAUUUGGAGGAGACAUGCGCGGAAGCGUUUCUAUGAAUAGAUAUUUCGAUCAACUACAAGAUUCCUGGGAAAAUGCGUGAAAUGAAGUCAUGAAUAUGAAGAUGUUUAUAAAUAGGUAUUACCUCUUACUAGUUAGUUUGUUAUAAUAAAGUUGUAUUUAAUGA